Messenger RNA from Porites lobata, 260 nucleotides. The record is from the annotation of a GenBank genome assembly. Lineage: Eukaryota; Metazoa; Cnidaria; Anthozoa; Scleractinia; Poritidae.
AUGCAGAAAAUGUCCUCUGCAGAUCUUCUAUGGGGAUAUCAAAGUUUAAAGAAAAAGAAAAAAAAAAGUGUCUCCAAGGAAUAUUUUCCCAUGGAGAGGCUUAUCUCAAGAAGGACUUCACAUUUAUCGGUGAGCAAAUAAUUUUACGCCGAUUAUUUUAUCCCUUAAUACAAAGUGGUCCAUUAACGCUUUAAACUUUCCAUUUCCAGACUCGAUAUUUGGUAAAGUGGAAAGGCUAUAGCGCCUUCUUUAAUAGUUAG